This is a messenger RNA of Cladocopium goreaui, 2109 nucleotides long. The record is from the annotation of a GenBank genome assembly. Lineage: Eukaryota; Dinophyceae; Suessiales; Symbiodiniaceae.
AUGUCGAUUCACGUGCACCGUCGAACUCAUGUUGCCAUCGGUCGUGGGCAAUCCAUGCGUCGCCGCGAUUUUCUGCGAGGGGUUUCCGCCGCCGCGUUGGCCUCUGGCACACUGAGCUGGCGCGAUGUAAUGGCCGCCGAAUCGAAACCGCUCCGCAAGCAAGGUCGGGCCUGCAUCUUGCUGUGGAUGGGUGGCGGUCCCAGCCAGUUCGAAACCUUCAGCCCCAAGCCCGAUCACGAAAAUGGCGGUGAAACCGAAGCCAUCGACACCAAUGUGCCGGGCAUUCAAAUCGCCGACCGUUUCCCCAACGUCGCCCAAGUGAUGGACAAGAUGGCCAUCAUUCGCUCGAUGACCAGCACCGAGGGCAACCACCAACGGGCCAGCUUCAUGCUGCACACGGGCUACUCGCCCACGGCCAGCGUCAAGCAUCCGGCCUUCGGCUCCAUCGUCUCCCACGAGUUCGACGCCACCACGGGGCAACUGCCUUCGUUCGUGCGAAUCGGUCAGCGUUUCCGCAAUGCCGGUAACGGUGGAUUCCUCGGCAGCGAUUACGACCCCUUCGUCAUGGCUCAGGCCCAAGAACUGCCGGCCAACUCGCAGCCAACCACCUCGCAAGAUCGCUUCCAACGCCGGCUCGGCCUGCUCGACCAACUCGAGGGGCACGCCUCCGAAGAGCACCUCCGCAAGCAAAUCGAAGAUCACCGCAAGCUCUACUCCAAAAGUGCUCGCAUGAUCACCAGCGCCGAAAUGCAGGCCUUCGAUCUCUCCCGCGAGCCCGAAGCCAUGCGGGAGGCUUACGGCAAGGGUGAGUUCGCCUCCGGGUGUCUGCUGGCCCGCCGUUUGGUCGAAGCGGGCGUGACGUUCGUCGAGGUUACCGCCGGCAACUGGGAUACGCAUUUCGAUGUGUUCGCCCGCACCCAGGAGUUGGCCUCGCAGGUCGAUCAACCAUUCGCGCAGCUCAUUCGCGAUUUGGAUCAGCGCGGAAUGCUCGAUACAACGCUGGUCGUUUGGAUGGGUGAGUUCGGCCGUACCCCGCGGAUCAAUCCUCGCGGCGGUCGCGACCACUAUCCGAAAGUGUUCAACCUGGCGAUGGCCGGUGGCGGCGUGAAGGGCGGACAGGUCAUCGGGGCGACCGACGAAAGCGGCACCGAAGUGGUCGAGCGACCCGUGAAGGUACCCGACUUGUACCAAUCGUUCUGCCAAAGCCUGAAGAUCGAUCCCUCGACCGAGAAUAUGAGUUCCAUCGGGCGGCCGAUCACCAUUGUCGAAGGCGGCGAACCGAAGUUCGUCUCCAACAGCGGUGUACGCAUCUACUGCGUACCGUGCGAGGCGUUUCCCGGCUUCAUCGCCAACGUCUAUGUACUGCUCGGCGCCGGCCCCCCCACGCUGGUCGAUACCGGCAGCGGCUAUGGCUUCUCCAGCGAGCAGCUCUACGAAGGCUUCGAGAAAAUCCGCGACGAGUUCAACGAGCCCUUCGAGUUGAAGGACGUCAAGCGGAUCAUCCUCACCCACGGGCACAUCGACCACUUCGGUGGGCUGGCCUCGAUGGUCGAACGGGCGGAUGCCGAAGUUUGCAUCCACGAACUCGACCGCCGGGUGCUCACGGCCUACGAAGAACGCGUGAUUGUCGCCACCAAAGCCGUGCGGGUCUUUCUGCAACUGGCCGGCGUGAAGCCCGAGAUGCAACAGUUGCUGCUCGACAUGUACAGCUUCUCGAAGCAGCAUGUCCGCUCGGUGGCGGUCGAUCGCACCUUGGACGACGGUGACGAACUCGACGGUCUCCGCUUCAUCCACACCCCGGGCCAUUGCCCCGGCCAGGUGUGCAUUUUGAUUGGCAACGUGCUGCUCAGCGCCGAUCACAUCCUCUCGAAGACGACGCCACAUCAGGCACCUGAAAGUAUUACGGCCUACACCGGGCUGGGGCAUUACCUCGAGUCACUCGAUCGAAUCAAAAAGGUGGACGGAUUCGAACUGGCCCUCGGCGGUCACGAAGACCCGAUUCACGACGUCUACAAACGAAUCGACGAGAUUCGCGUGAGCCACGAGCAUAAGCUCGACAAGUGGGCGCCCACGUUGAGUAUCUCUAUCAACGCGGGCGGUUGGCGGUGA